Messenger RNA from Mycena indigotica, 636 nucleotides. Its product is annotated as Carboxypeptidase. Gene Ontology annotation, molecular function: serine-type carboxypeptidase activity. Gene Ontology annotation, biological process: proteolysis. The record is from RefSeq and is a predicted model, not a curated record. Lineage: Eukaryota; Fungi; Basidiomycota; Agaricomycetes; Agaricales; Mycenaceae. The coding region runs from base 1 to 636 and encodes 211 amino acids. The transcript is spliced from 3 exons.
AUGCUUUACUGCAACUCCCAGUUGUAUGGCCCGAUCAUGCAAACGGGUGUCAACGUCUAUGACGUACGCAAGAAAUGCGACCGCUCCAAGGACGGCGACCUCUGUUACCGGGAGGUCAACUGGAUUGAAUCAUGGAUGAACGAGCCAGCCAACAAAGUCGCGCUUGGCGUCGACCCGAGCCGCAACUUUGCCUCGUGCAACAUGGAAAUCAACCAAGCCUUCCUUUUCCAGGGCGACGGCGGACACAACAGCGCGGAGCUCCUGACGGACCUCGUCAACGGUGGCGUCAGGCUGCUCAUAUAUGCAGGCAACGCGCACAUGAUGUGUGCAACCUGUACCAUGGAUAACCCACUCCACGGGCCAGCUUGCGGGGCUCGGUCCGGUCGGCCGGGCGGUACGGCCGGAAAUGUUACUUUCGUUACUGUGUUUGAUGCCGGACAUAUGGUUCCGUUGGACCAGCCCGAGGCUGCGCUUGACCUCUUCAGCCGCUGGAUCUCCAAUUCCCCCUUACGUGUUCAUGUCCAGUUUUGCUUCGUGUCUGAACUGAAUCUUGAGUGGCAGCUUUGGGCAACACUCGGCCGGCCACUGCGCAUGGCUACCGACGAUGUCGGGAACUUAAUGCUAAAGUCGGCGUGA